Peromyscus eremicus (cactus mouse) is the source of this 1593-nucleotide messenger RNA. RefSeq names its product opioid growth factor receptor like 1 (gene Ogfrl1). The record is from RefSeq and is a predicted model, not a curated record. Gene Ontology annotation, cellular component: membrane. Lineage: Eukaryota; Metazoa; Chordata; Mammalia; Rodentia; Cricetidae. Bases 13 to 1377 code for a protein of 454 amino acids. The transcript has 7 exons. Gene Ontology annotation, molecular function: opioid growth factor receptor activity.
GCCGCCUCUUCAAUGGGCAACCUGCUCGGCGGGGUCAGCUUCCGCGAGCCCACCACCGUGGAGGACUGCGACUCCACCUGGCAGACCGACUCGGAGCCCGAGCCCGAGCAGCCGGGGCCGGCGGGCGGUGGCGAGGGCCAGGAGCACGACGAACCGGAGCAGCCCGAGCAGCCUCCCGAGAGAGCCGGAGGGCGGCCCCGAGCCAGCCCCGUGCCCGAGGACCAUGCCGAGGCGGGGGGCGCCGAGCAGGGUGGUGAUCCCACAGAAGCCACUACCAAACCAAAGAGGAGCUUCUAUGCUGCGAGGGAUUUGUACAAAUACCGACAUCAGUACCCACAGAACUUCAAAGAUAUCCGAUAUCAAAAUGACUUGAGCAACCUUCGCUUUUAUAAGAAUAAAAUUCCGUUUAAGCCAGAUGGUGUUUACAUUGAAGAGGUUCUAAAUAAAUGGAAAGGAGACUAUGAGAAGCUGGAACACAACCACACUUACAUUCAGUGGCUCUUUCCCCUGAGAGAACAAGGCUUGAACUUUUAUGCUAAAGAGUUAACUACAUAUGAAAUUGAGGAAUUCAAAAAAACAAAAGAAGCAAUCAGAAGAUUCCUCUUGGCUUAUAAAAUGAUGCUAGAAUUUUUUGGAAUAAAGCUGAUUGAUAAAACUGGAAAUGUUGCUCGGGCUCUAAAUUGGCAAGAAAGAUUUCAACAUCUGAAUGAGUCCCAGCACAACUACUUAAGAAUUACACGGAUUCUGAAAAGCCUUGGUGAGCUUGGGUACGAGAGUUUUAAAUCUCCUCUCGUAAAAUUUAUUCUCCACGAGGCUCUGGUGGAGAACACUAUUCCCAAUAUUAGGCAGAGUGCUCUGGAGUAUUUUGUUUAUACAAUUAGAGACAGAAGAGAGAGGAGAAAGCUCCUGCGCUUUGCCCAAAAACAUUACACCCCGUCAGAGAAUUUCAUCUGGGGGCCGCCUAGAAAAGAACAGCCAGAGCGAAGCAAAGCCCAGAAAAUGCCCACUCUGCCCACUUCGGGUUCGAACAGUCAAACUUCUGUGCACAAGAAAUCCAAGGACUCCAAAAAUUCCUCAGUAGCUAUUCACCCAAAUAGCAAAACUGUGGAAGAAAAAAAGGGACCGUCUAGAGAGGCUGGGGAGGAGACCAGCAAGCCAAGCCCAGAGUCCCACAGUGAAGAUGCCACACCAGGAAACCCAGAGAAAGACGAUGUUGCUGAAGAGUCAGAGUCUCCACCCGAGAAAACAGUUACUGAUGCCGCGGGGAAAGGGGAGUGUCCAACUUCCUCUGAAAACGCCAGAGAGGGGGAAAACCAGAGCAAAGACUUGGAAAAUCCUGAAAACACCAGUUGCCACGAUGAGGUGGUGUCCCAGUGAAUUGUCACAAACCCACACAUCAGUUCCGGUGAAAGAAGUGAAAAACUACUGUCUAAUUUAUCCUGAGGAACAGAGAUGAGGUCACGUUUGAAAUGUUAGCCAUCUGUGACUCUUACCGUCAGCCCUGUGUUCUUGUUUUUAUUUUGGAUGAUGGUGAAACUGGAUAUUUAAUAAGAAGUUUUUAAGACCAGAUCCAAUAAAAGAGUAUAUUUAGGA